UGGCGGCAGUACAACAAGAAUCACACUGCCGUCGAACAUAACACGCGAAGAAGACAAAUACAGAAGAGGAGGAGGUGAAGAAGAAGAGGAAGAAGAAGAAGAGCUGCAAGUGAUAAAAUAACUGCGAUUACACAAACAUGUCCAUUGUUUUUGUGCCGAAGAAACUACGAGGGAAGGCUAAAGUAAACCAAGAAACCAUACAAAGGUUGCUGGAUGAAAACGACCAGUUAAUCAGAUGCAUCACUGAAUACAUGCAGAAAGGACGAGCAGUGGAGUGUGUUCAAUAUCAACAGAUCCUGCACCGGAACAUCGUCUAUUUGGGCACCAUCGCUGAUGCCAGCCCAGACACCAUGCCUCCACCCGCAAAUUCCUCGUCUAAUGAAACCUCGACGCCAACUGUGAACGGACAUGGAGAGUCGUGAUGAAGGCCGUGCUGUAGGAAACUUGGGAAUCAUUCUACAACACAACAAAUAUAGUUUCCUGUAAUGUCACCAGAUGACUGCUGCUUCCCCUAAGACAUGCUAUAUUUAAUUUCAUUAAAUGGAAAAGUCUGAAUUGAAAACAUAAUUCUUUGGUGCGAGUUGAACAUUAAAAGAUAUUUUUUAUUCA
This is a messenger RNA of Eleginops maclovinus (Patagonian blennie), 609 nucleotides long. RefSeq names its product ss18, like 2 (gene ss18l2). The transcript has 4 exons. NCBI's taxonomy places the organism in Eukaryota, Metazoa, Chordata, Actinopteri, Perciformes, Eleginopidae. Bases 138 to 422 code for a protein of 94 amino acids. The record is from RefSeq and is a predicted model, not a curated record.